This is a messenger RNA of Porites evermanni, 3693 nucleotides long. The record is from the annotation of a GenBank genome assembly. Lineage: Eukaryota; Metazoa; Cnidaria; Anthozoa; Scleractinia; Poritidae.
UUUUUUCGUAGGUGUUUAAAUGUUCCUGUGACAGGCCACUCAUUUGAGGACACCCUUCUGAUGGCUGCAGCUACCAAACACGGUCUUCCACCUGAAACAGGUGUCAUAGAGUUCACGAAAACUGCAACAAAGCUAGGGUAAUUUUUUUUUCUGGUUCAUGAAUGCAUAAAAAGAAGACAAAUAAAGAAGAAAUAUAUUAAGCGAAAAUCAGGAAUGGAGAAGGGCACAGUAUAGUUAACUUAAAUUGCAAUGAUUAUUAUUAAUGCUACUUUUGUCAGUUUAGCUCAUUACUUCAAUGAUAUAAGGUCUAUAAAGCACGCGGCGAUCCUUGCUGGCCACCCACUACGCGCACGGGGUCCACUCACUUCAGGGCUGUAAUCGACAUGGCCAUCUUUCCCUACUAGCAGAGAAUACGUCCCGUUUAUUUUUGGUUAGAGAUAUAACUAAAAAAAAUGCCACGACAUCAGCAUUUUUGAAAACCUUAAGUUUUUGCCUUGCAUACAGCUAGACGAUAGACCGUCGGUUAACUCGGUAUUAUAGCUUGCGAUGCGUCGAGAAAGUUAGAAUGAGAGCGAACAAGGAUGGAGAAGGAGGGGAGAAUAUCUCCCACUCCUCCUUCUUUCCCUUUUUUCGCUCUAACUUUCGCAGGCUAUUGGUUUUUUAAGACUCUUCUUCAUUAUUUUGGUGUGGAUUCUGUGCCAGAACGUAUAAAAAUUAAUAUCAAAGAAAGUGCAGGACCAAACUGGCAUUCAAAGGACCUAAUAUUGUAGCUUUCCGGAAGCUGAGUACAAGAUUAUGUGACACAUUUCUAAUUAAUAAACUAGUAGUUUGAGAAUCCGUCUGCCGAUGGUAAUCCGACUGAUUAAUAGUCAGAGACGAGAGAGAGAUAGUCCAGAAUAGGUGAAACGUAAAAUCUCUCAGGUGUCUUCACUGUACCUCAAGAGUGUUGAAUUUGAUUGUCCUCCAGGUUGAACUUAGAUUCCGUAAAAGAGCACCUCAAGAGAUUUGCAGCUCUGGAUUCUGAUAAAGAUGGACAAAUAUCUCUACAAGAUUUUGCACUUCAUUACAAGCUACCUAUCUCUAGUCCUGUUAAGGAGCUCUUUUCCAUCUUUGACAGGGUAAUUAAGGACUUGAUUUUCACAACGUUCUCUUGUUAGGUUCGGAAAAGGUGGUUUGUUGUGAGAGAAAGGUGUAGACGAGCGUUCAUUGCGCUUUUGUGACUAGUUGGUUUGCCGUCAGCAUGGUUCACGGCUGCGAUGGAAGCGCAAGUGUAAUUACUCGUUUAAACAUUUUCCCUCUAAUUGCGUUUGCGUUUAUCCCCAGGUGCGUUUGCCCCUUGCCUCACGCCCGUGAAGAUCGUGAACGUGCCAAAACGUCAGAGUGCAUGACAGUUGAAGAGUGCGUGACAAAUCGAAAUCACGAAACAUUAGGGAGCUCAAGCAAGGGAGGUUUUCAGCGACGCAGAUCAGCCGGAAGUGAGCAACUUUUUCCUUUCAAUUAGCUGUAACGCUUCCAAAUUUGUAUUGCUGAGUGCCUUUAGUCACAUAAAGACGAUUUGACAAAAAAUUUGGGCAAAAUCAUUGCCUAAGAAUGAAAACAUUCCACUUCCGGUUGACGUGCGUGGCUGAAAAACGUCUUUGCUAAAGUUCCCUAUGACGCUGGAUGGUUUCGCGUUACGUGGGCUUCGUCAUCGUCCGUCCACCUAGAACCCUGGGAAAGAGGCUGAAGCUUCUUAUGUCUGAAGUGCUAUAAAUUGUGCGCGGAAAUAUAGUAAAUAGAGGAGGUUGAACUUUUUGGUUUGUUUGUCUUUCUUCGAGGAUUCUUGCCUCCUUAUAGACUGUAGCCUGCGUGCCGAAUGCGCCGUCCAGGAAUUCCUCCUUCAUGUCCUUUCUUUUCUAUUUUUUAGGAGAGCAACGGCGUUAUUAACUUCCGACAGUACUUGGUAGGAUCAGUUUGUUUGGUCAGGCUAGCAGCGAAAAAGGAAAUCGCUGAGAGUGCUUUAAAGGUAUUGUUUAACCUAUCUUUUGAAAGAGAAUUAACCUGUUCCACGCGUUCAAAUCGUGGGGACGGCAUAUGAGCAGAAAAAAAAAAACAGGGAGGGGGUGGGAUAGGGGGGUGAGAGCGAGGGAACACCUGUAGUACUUUUUAACAAAGCUGGUUCUUGGUGUACCAAAUUCUGAUUCUCCUCUCUCCGUCUCUCUCUCCCUUCCCCGCUAUUUUUUCCCGCUCUCUUGCUUCGAGACGCACUCCACUAUCCAAACGCCUGGAACAGAGUAAAAGAGAAUACCUUGCCGAGAUAUUCUGUUAUAUGUGCAUGGCGUUUCGGUUUAUUUAUAUUAUAACCUAACUUAUGCCGUGGUCAAAAUGUUUCAAAGAUUUUGCAGGAGUACAGCAAGCCAAACAACAAGCAGGUCCUCCCUGACGGCAACAUAGAAGAUAUUUUGAAGAGAAUUUUACAGAUUAUCGAUAACACAAACUAUGAAAACCAUAAUGUGAGGAGCAGAAACGGUGAGUAUGUCUGCAUGGCACUGAAAAGUUACUGCCACAUUUUCAGGGGUUAAUUUGACGUUCAUACCUUUGUGUGCGCUUAAGGUACGGUUAAACGGGCAACAAAAAAACGUGCAACUUAUCUUGCAACAUUGCUGCAAAACGAGUUGAAUAGCGACGUGGUGCGUUUUACCACCCACAUCAUCAAAUCUGUCUUGCAACAAACCAGGGGUCUUUGAUACACGGGGAUUAUCCCCGUUCAUUGACCCGACGGUUAUGCCAUGCUGAUGAGCCGAAACAGCUGUCCAUGGCUGCCACUGCCCGGGUGAUAUGACUGUCCGCUUGCGUGAGGUACUGGCCAGGCUGUGGGUUGGUGUAUGUGUGCCCCUUGCUUUAAGUUUGCCUUGUUUUAACAACCUGGUUUGAACGAGGGUAGUAAAACGCGCAACAUCGCUUUUCAAGUCGGGCGUUUUGCGACAACAAGUUGUGCGUUGUUGUUACCCGUUGUUCUAACCUGAGAUCAGGCUCUCUUUUCGUUUCGCUUUGUAAAUAACAUUCUGGCGGGCAAGGCGGGAGUACGUAAGAGAGGAUGUAUGAGAACCGCUAAAAUUGGGCCUGAUCUUAGAUUACCGUUUUACCUAAGCUUUAGACAAGAAAAACAAGACAUUUAUUACCUUAAUAUUAUGACUUACAAUUUCUUGGCACGCAGUUAGCCCAAAAGCUAGUCGUGGAUUGCCAAAUUAAUUCGGUAGAAAAGUACAAACAUCACCUGAUUCCAGGCUCCAAGAUAGUCGGGUCCGCUGAAUUGACGAAGCGCGAACACGAAACUUUUAGGGGAGGAAACUGGGGAGAGAAGGGACCUUUUUCCCUUUUUCCUUUUUCCCGCCCCGCCAACUUUUCGCGUGCUCUUCACUUUCGCGUCUUCCCCACUAUCUGAGAACCUGGAACAGGCUAGAUAAUAAGUAAAUAAUAAUUAGGGAGGUAACUACAGUUUUAUCUUGUACUAUUGCCUAGUUGUGGUUGCCAUCAUAGAAGCUUUUUCUCCCCUUUACUUCCGCAUCGAUUUAACAUAAGGAUUUAUAUUUCUUUGCAGAGGAGUUUCAAGAAUUUCUCUCCUGCUAUCCUGAGUUGACUACAUUACUAUCAACUCUGCUGCCAAAUAAGACCUCCGUUGACAAUCACCCCAGGGAAUCGAUACUUAUCUAA